Molecule: messenger RNA, 2031 nt
Organism: Colletotrichum graminicola M1.001
Lineage: Eukaryota; Fungi; Ascomycota; Sordariomycetes; Glomerellales; Glomerellaceae
Product: bacterial transferase hexapeptide
Exons: 3
Coding region: 1-2031 (676 amino acids)
Biological process (GO): regulation of DNA-templated transcription
Molecular function (GO): zinc ion binding; DNA-binding transcription factor activity, RNA polymerase II-specific; acetyltransferase activity
Source: RefSeq, a predicted model, not a curated record
AUGUCGGCUUUCACUGCCCUCAAUGGGGGCUCACCAAAAACCUCCGAACCACCUAAUCUGCCGCCCACCGAUGCCAACAGAGCACCGUCGGUUGAGCGCCCCAACGGACAGCACACCCCGUCUGAGCCAAAGCCGACCACAACCGCUGCGGACCCUUCCACGAGCCAGAGGGAUAGCUGGGCCGGCCCGAGCCAGGAAAGGUCACCAUAUCAAUCUGCCAACUACCCCGAUAUCGACGGCUCUCUCAAGAGAAAGCGGUCCAGCUCGGUAGAAGCAAGGCGGGAAGCCCCCGCGCCCAAGGAAAAUUCCCCCGACGCCGCCUCUCACUCUCACCCUCCGGAAUCACGUGACCCUUAUGACACCCCCUCGCGCGAGCGCGAACACCGCUCCUACGCCGAACGCGAAGACUCGCGGGAGCACGGCGAUUCGUGGUACUCACGCGAUGCCAGGGAUAGGGAUGAGAGGGGUUACUACGACCAGCCGUCUGCCACAUCUACGCAGGGCCAGUCUGAGGAACAGAUUGGAGAGGCACUAAGACGUGCCAACCAGGUGGAUGCGCACGACUACGACAACACCAGCCCUGAUGGCGAUGAUAGAUCCAUGGCAUAUGGCUCCUACACACCUGGCGGAUCCCGUGACCCGACACUUCAAUCCGACAACAAGAAGAGAAAACGCAACUUCAGCAACCGAACCAAGACGGGAUGUCUCACGUGUCGAAGGAGGAAGAAGAAGUGUGAUGAGCAGAAGCCCGAGUGCAGCAAUUGCCUCCGUGGAGGAUUCAUCUGCGCAGGAUAUCCCCCACAGCGCAGCACGGCCUGGCAGAAGCCAGACAGCAAGGCUGCGGCCAUUCCCUUGGAGUCCAAAGACCCCAGCUAUGUCCCACCCGGCGCAUAUGGUAUGCCGCAGCAGCAAGCUCCGUAUGGCAGCCAGCCUGCCGUGGGACAGAGGCGGGAGGCGCUGCCCCAUUACCGUGGACAGCCUUUGCGGAUUGAUCCGCCUCAAGGGCGACCGCUGCUGACUGACGAUGACCGGCCGACUGCUUCGACGAUCCCCAGCGCAUCGGUGACAAGUCCCGAGAAUAAGCUUUCUGCCAUCCCCUACACCCCGGCAAACGCCUUCCCCACGCCUGUCAGCGCUCAAGGGCCACCGCAUGCCCCCUUCUCGGAGAGGAAGGAGUACCAGCGCGUCCCGCCGUUGCACGACAUUAGCAGGACCGCGCCGGAGCCCGAGACACCUCACCCCGGCAACACGCUGCCUCAGAUCAACAUUCUUCACCCGACGAGGUCCAACAGCCCCAUCCAGCAGCAGCAGCAGCAGCAGCCGCCGCCGGCCACCAGCAAUGUGCAAGUCGCCGCGCAGCUGGCACUAUCGCACACCCAAUUCCCCCCCAGCAGGGCCAGGACGCAGAAGGAGGACAUGCUCGCCGGGAAACUCUACUACCCAUUUGACAAGGAGCUUGUCUUGGAACGCGAGCGCUGCAGCGCGGCUUGCUGGCGAUUCAACAAUUCGACGAACCCCAACAACGGCGUCUCGCCGACAGAGCGAGCGCGCCUGUUCCGCGAGAUUCUGCAGCCCCGGGACCUGAUCCAGAUUUCGCCGACAGUCACCUCGCCCGUGGCAAACGUUGGAAGAGUGGGCGAGCACGUGGUCGUGGAGGCACCCUUCACUUGCGACUACGGCUACAACAUUUCCAUCGGGCAAAACGUCGUCAUCGGCCGGAGCUGUACCAUCAUCGACACAUGCGAAGUCAAGAUUGGCGACAACUGCCACAUCGGGCCGAACGUGAGCAUAUACACGGCGACGCUGCCCACCGACCCCAAGCGGCGUCUGGGCAGCAAGGGCCCACAGCUCGGCAAACCCAUCACCAUCGGGGAGGACUGUUUCAUCGGCGGAGGAGUCAUAAUCCUACCAGGCGUCACUAUUGGACGGGGAAGCACCGUCGGGGCCGGCUCGGUCGUCACAAAGGAUGUUCCUCCUUUCACCAUCGCCGUUGGUAAUGCCGCCCGGAUCAUACGCGGCAUCUCGUCGUAG